Messenger RNA from Paramuricea clavata, 4552 nucleotides. NCBI's taxonomy places the organism in Eukaryota, Metazoa, Cnidaria, Anthozoa, Malacalcyonacea, Plexauridae. The record is from the annotation of a GenBank genome assembly.
UAGCACUCGAAUCAGGCUUGAAUCGAAUCAGAGUGUAAAAGACUAAAAGCACUCGAAUCAGAGUGUAAAAGACUAAAAGCACCAUGUUUCAGCAUAAUAAUUAUGCAUCAAAGUUCAGACGCAUACAAAUAAUUUUCUCACAAUUGUAAUUCGAUAGCGUAGUUUCAUGUAUAAUUCAGCAGGAAUACGCAUUCUUAGAAGGGAAGGUCACGUCAUGUACGUGAUUAUUCAUACAGAACGAAACCUCUCAGCAAGGUUAAAAGCGAAGAUCUACGUACAGUGCACAAAGAAUCUGCUUCUAAAUUUUCCCAUUUCGAAUGGCUUAUGCCUUAGAAAUCGACCCGAUUUACCAACUUCAAGAAAAUCUACAAUGUUCUGUUUGUCUCGAGCCGUUAAGAGAUCCCAGAACACUUCCUUGCUUCCAUUCGUUCUGUAAAGUUUGCCUCGAAGGCGUUGUUGCAACAUGUCGUGGCAAAGCACCUCACGAUCGACCAAUUCGACAAUUUCACUGCCCCAAUUGUCGGGAGACGUUCACCCUCGAGCCUAACAAGAAAGUGGCUGAUAUGCCAAGGAAUCAUUUCAUCUGUAAUAUGGUUGAAGCGACAGCCGUGCUGAAUCAUGGAAUCGGUGUUCCCUGUUCGCAUAAUUGUAAUAAAAGCCGCUCGGUUGCUCGUUGCGUCACCUGUGAAAAAUUUCUAUGCCAGCAAUGUCUCACUGCUCAUAAUAAUUAUCGAGCGAACGAUGGUCAUUCUGUGCUAACGAUGGAGGAGUUAUCAAAGCCUGAAAAUCGGAAGAAAAUUCGUGGCAAAAUGUAUUGCAAUGAGCAUUCGGGCAUGGAAUUAAAAGUUUACUGCGAGACGUGCGACAAGCUGAUUUGUAAGGAUUGUAUGGAUUUUAAGCACACGAAGCCAAAUCAUUCUUGUUUUCUUGUCAAGGACGUAGCAAACAACUACAAGGAGAAACUUGCCUCGAAAAACAAGGCAGUGGAUUCUGCUUUAAACGAAGGCAAUGCUCACCUUAGAAAAUUAUCCGCUGCGACCAAACAACUCGAUCGCGAUGCUGAAAAUGCCAAGAGUAAAAUUCUACAACGAAAAGAUACCGUGAUUCAAAAGCUGGCUGAACUGGUAGAACAAAAGGCUGCAACGCUUUUAAAUGAAGUAGACCAGAUCCAUGGCGGUGAACGGGCAAAGUUGGAUGGGCAGACAGAAGAAACGAAGGUAUAUACUGAACAGAUAUCUCGUUCUGUUCAACUUUCCAGAAAAUUGGUUGACAGUGGCACGGAAGAAGAAAUCAUAUCCUCGCAGAAAAUGAUGUUAGAUAACGCCAAUAAUCUCCUAGCAAGACGUCCAGCAUAUCUUAAAGCACCAGUACGCGUUCCAAAGUUCAGCUACACACCCUGCACUGACAAGGAACCAUUGAAUGAAGAGAUUGCCACGGUCUUGGCAAACUAUAUGGGAGAAGUAAAUACAGAAAAUAAAGAUACUGGUAAGAAACUGGUCAUUAUUAAAUAUCUUAAAUUAAGUAGCUUUUGUAUCCUUUUUUAGCCCUAACAAGUCUACGUCCAGUAUAAGAGCUUUUUAAAGCUCUUAUUACUUAUACUAGAUGUAGACUUGUUAGGGAUUAAAAACUUGUUAGGAAUUAAAAUCGUAAAUUGGAGUCUGUAGUGUUAUACUUCAAGAGGUAUAUCCUAAAGUUAAACCAUGCAAACAUACUUUUUGAGCUUGUAGUUGUGAUGCAGCAAUACAACUACAAGCUAGACGAUUGCAGUUGAUAUAAGUUUUUGACUGGCUGCUGUGUUUCUCAAUUUUUAGUGAAAUAACAGAUCUUUUGUACAGUACUUUUUGUUAUAUGUAUGAUCUGCCUUGAUUAAAUUGGGGGUAUAAAAUGCGAGAUAUACAACUGGCACUAAUCAGAUCUUAUUUUUCGAAAACUUAACCAGUACUAGAAAUGUUAUCAAUAUUAAUUUGCUACCCAGAAAACUGUUAUCAGUGUCCCAAGAGUGAGGCAUUUGCAUCAAUUUCAAGUCUGGAAAGGUGGGGGUUUUGUAUCACUAUUUUGACCUAACGAUGGGGCAUUUGCAACGUUUUUCCCUCUAAAUGUUAAAUGCCCGACAGAUGCAGGGGUGGGGGGGGCGUAUUAGGAUGGGCAGGCAUAGACAUAGAAUUCUGAGCAGUCCUUAAUUCCUAGAAGUCCGGUACUGCAGAGGCAAGCUAAACCAAACUAGCUUUAUUUACUCAGGAUAGCUUAGUAUAAGUGAUAGAAACUCUUCUUUUAUCAAACUGACCUUUGCCACAUCAAUCUAGACUGAUCAUAAAGUACUUACGGAAUAUGCACUAAAUUGUAGUAUAUUCCGUUAAGAUAGAUAUGUUUUUAAUUUUAUAAUUUAUUGAAGAGAUUGAGAAAGAAAAUAGUUUUUUCCAAUGAGUUAUGUGUUUUAAUGUAGCAUCUUCUUCUAAAAUAUAUACCAGUAUAUUCAAAUAGUGCAAUGUUUAUGCACUUUGUGGCAAUAUGACUGACACAUAUUUUCUGAUUAGGUUCAGAGCUAGCUCAAGCAGCAGCCAAUAUCAAACUGUCGAAAGACCACAAAUGUUCCAUUUGUUUUCGUCCAUUUACCAACAAGAAAACCUUGGAUAAAUGUGGUCAUUCAUUUUGCACCAAGUGCAUUGACAAGGCUUUUAAAGUGAAGAGACAAUGUCCAACUUGCAACCAGGCUUAUCGUUCUCUCACUGGCAAUCAACCAGAAGGGACAAUGGUUUAUUCUGCAUUACCAUACAGUCCUUCAAUUGUCAUAACUUACGAGUUUCCAAAUGGGAUCCAAGGACCAGAUUAUCCUAAUCCUGGCAAGCCAUACAAGGGGAAAAAUGUAAAUGCUUAUCUUCCUAACAACACAGAAGGCCACAAAGUUCUUAGACUUUUAAGGAAAGCUUUUGAUAAAAAAUUGACGUUUACCAUUGGACGAUCGUUAACGGGGAUGGAAGAUAUUGCCAUGUUCACGGAUAUUCCUCAUGACACCACAGGGUAACUAAAACUACUCGUGUUGUGUGCAUUUACUGUUAACUAUAAUAUCACACUAUUAACAAAUCAUUGUUUAGCACUGUAGUUUUAUUAAGGAGAAAAUCUUACAAUGUAUGCAUGCUCUUCACUAAAGUUUCGUGUAUACAAGUGAGGGUGAAUUCAAAAUACCGUAUACUCAGGCGUACUCAAAUUUCCGGCACGAAUUCGCCUUCGGUACUGUUUACACUGGAUGCAUGAAACCGCGCUAAUUCUCGCACAGCUGCCCGUACAGAUUUUUGUGUGAAUAAACAUGAAUAUAAACGGUCAUACUCAUGCAUAAUUCAUAUUUUUGUCAGGUUUCGUGGUUACGUACUCGGAUGUCAUAAGUUGGCACAUGCAUGUUAAGUAUAGUUACAGUGCCUAUUUUAAGAAUUUUUAGCAGUGCACACUUAAGAGAAUGGGUAUGCCAUUUGAUCAGGAAAUAUAGUAGUGAUUUUUUUUAUUAAUUUACUGCAUGCAGUGGUGGUGGAAGGAACUGUGAUCACAUUUUACGAAGGCGCAGACAGCAGUGCAAGGAUCAGGCUUUGUGGCCUUCGCCAUUGUCCGACGUUUCUGGAGCACUGUCUUGUAAUACGAAGUUGAAAAUGAAAAUUUCCCAUAUCGCGCACACCAACACGUUCAAUAUUGCACACUUUUCAAUCAAUACUGGACAAAGUGUGCAACGCUGCACCUCAAAAUAGUCCUUGAAUAGUCACAGGCAAAAACUAUGCGCAUGUACAAACAAAGCAGAUCAUUUAGCAGUAACCACUUCCUAUAUUUAUUUCCAUUAAUUGUCAUUGUAGAAUUUUUCAUGACAUACACUACAUGAGAAGAGUGCAGGAAGUAUUGGCUGCGAAAGGAAUUACUGAAUAGACGAAGUGGAAAAAACAAGUAACCCAAUCAUCUGAACAGUGGUUAAAUAUACAUAUAUUUUAACAUAGUUAUAUUUUAUUAUAUUAUGUGCUUUAGAAUAGCAUAUUCUCAUAAGUGGCCAGGUUUCAAACACUACCCUGUUUUCUGACCAUCAGAAUUCUGUUAAAUCUUCCCCAAAGUCCAAGAAAUGGCAUUUCAGAGACUCUAAAUUUAAACAUUUCCUCGGACCUUCGGCCCUUUUUUUCAACCCCCUCCCCCCUUUCCCCAAUCGAAAAGAGCUUCCUACGGCCCAGGGGGAAAAGAGAUUAAAAUGCACCUGUACCUCAAUACAAUUUUUGGUGUACGGUUAAUACACGGCUAAUACUGUAUUUGUGUCAUUCCGAAAAGAAAUGUAAUUAUACAGUAUAUCUUUCUAAUAGAAAAGUUCCCAGCACCCCAUCUUGAUAAAGUCGUGUUCAUUGUCAAGUUGCCAGAUAUUAAUUGAUUUUUUGCAGCAAAAGCAAAUUAAAGUAAACUAAUUAAUUUGCUAUGCCUAUGAUCGUCCCAAUGAGUUGAAAAAUAAGACUUUAAUAGUUAAGGCUGUACGUUUUAAGCCCCGUUUACACUACGCUCAAUUUUUGGUACGGCACGGAUAAAAUUGGUACCC